Messenger RNA from Talaromyces stipitatus ATCC 10500, 1713 nucleotides. RefSeq lists its product as uncharacterized. The transcript has 3 exons. Bases 1 to 1665 code for a protein of 554 amino acids. Gene Ontology annotation, molecular function: transmembrane transporter activity. The record is from RefSeq and is a predicted model, not a curated record. NCBI's taxonomy places the organism in Eukaryota, Fungi, Ascomycota, Eurotiomycetes, Eurotiales, Trichocomaceae. Gene Ontology annotation, biological process: transmembrane transport.
AUGUCUUCAACCGAACCUGCACCAACAGGUGGAAUAGAGCCAGUAUCCGAAAAUGCGGAUAACAGUAACACAGAAAUAAUCCAUCGGCCGGAAUAUGAAGAUGAUGCUUUUAAUAGUUCGGAGAAGAAUAAAUCACAUUCGUCACUGGGCAUAGUUCUCCGUCAAAUAUUGAAUACGCUUAAUUGGGUGCCGCCAUCAUGUCGAUACGAUCCUGAGAAUCCGCGAGAAUUUACGUUGGCGUUGAAUUUGUUGUUUGGGUUUGCGGGGACGUUUACUGUUGCGAAUCUGUAUUACUCCCACCCAAUCCUCGACGUCCUCGCUAAAGAAUUCAAGGUUAGUCAGGAACGAGCUAGUAUUAUACCGACAUGUGCUCAAGGAGGAUAUGCAGCUGGUUUAUUGUUCAUAUGUCCCCUGGGUGAUCUGCUAAAACGUCGACCCAUGGUGUUGUGGCUCAUGUUCUUUACGGCGACAAUGACGUUAGGGUUAUGUUUGACUAAGAGCUUUGAUGCUUUUGUGGUGCUUAAUUUUAUCAUGAGUGUCACUACUGUUACGCCGCAAAUCAUGCUCCCCCUUGUCGGCACACUCGCUCCACCAAAUCGACGUGCCACAGCACUGUCAAUAGUGGUAUCCGCCUUAAUGCUAGGCCUGUUAAUGGCACGACUACUUUCCGGUAUCAUUGCCAACUACUCCUCCUGGCGGAACGUGUACUGGAUGUCAUUUGCGCUGCAAUACUCCAUCUUGACAUUACUCUGGAUCUGGAUGCCAGACUACCCACAAUCCAACAAAAAUAUCAGCUAUUUCCGAAUCCUGUUCAGUAUCCUGGAACUUCUCGUCAAGUAUCCUGUUCUUGUACAAGCGUCCCUCAUUGCGUUCUUGAACUCCUCAUGUUUCACCUCCUUCUGGACGACACUGACAUUCUUGCUAUCUGGAGAUCCGUACAAUUACUCAACCGUGAUAAUCGGCCUCUUCGCCCUCUGCGGUAUUGGGACCAUGUUCUUCGGCCCCUUUUUCGCAAACAAAUUCAUCGAUAGAUUCCCCAUCCAUAUUUCCGUGCUUCUCGGAAUUUGCACGUCUUUAAUCGGAAUAGUUAUCGGCACAUAUACUGGUAAAAUUACUAUAGCAGGACCCAUCCUUCAAGCCAUCAUUUUCGAUUUCGGGUCCCAAAUCACUCAAAUCGCCAACCGGACCGCUAUCUAUGGCGUGGCGCCCAAGGCCGCUAAUCGUGUCAAUACGGCGUUUAUGAUAUUCUCGUUUUGUGGUCAGUUAAUGGGUACGGCGGUUGGGAAUAAGCUGUAUGCGCGCGGUGGGUGGAUUAGGUCGGGUAGUGCGAGUGUUGGGUUUAUGGGAGGGUCGGUUAUUAUAUUGUUGCUCAGGGGUCCAAUGGAGACGAGAUGGUUCGGGUGGAGGGGUGGGCUUGGACCGAAUAGGAGGGAUAUUGUUGCUGGGAAGAAUGGGAGUGAUGAAGAGAAGCAACAACAGCAACAAAAUUCGGGGGUUGGGCAGAGUGAUUCGGAAAAAACGGUUGUUGGUGAUGGUGAUGAGAUUGUGCGAAGCAGAGAUUCGAGAUUACAGUCAAAGGAAGUUAUUCAUCUGUAUAACGAAGAGCAGGAACAGAAAGAUGAUCGAACAGAGAUAAGAGAAGAGAAGGACGUGGAAGAUAGAUGAUGAGCUGAAGCUUCGAUGACGAACAUAGGGGAUAGUCAUGAGGAAGAA